AUGAUGACAAGAAACCACAGUAGUGUUUCUGAAUUUCUCCUCUUGGGCCUCUUGGAACAUCAGGAACAACAACAUUUCCUCUUUGGCAUCUUCUUGAUCAUAUACCUUGUCACUGUGGUGGGAAAUAUGUUAAUCAUUCUGGUAAUUUUCUCUGAUUCACACCUCCACAGUCCCAUGUACUUCUUCCUGGCUAACCUCUCCCUCACUGACCUGUGUCUAUCAUCAACUACAGUCCCCAGGAUGCUAGUAAACCUCCAAACUCAGAAGCACAGUAUCCCCUAUGCUGGAUGCCUGUCUCAGAUCUAUUUUUUCCUGUGGUUCAUUGGACUAGAUGUUUUCCUCCUGGCAGUGAUGGCUUAUGACAGGCUUGUGGCCAUAUGCUAUCCCCUUCACUACACCUUGGUCAUGAGUCACAGAUGCUGCAUCCUGUUGGUAACCAUAUCCCUAUUCCUUGCCCAUUCAUAUGCUCUAACCCAUAUCAUUCUCCUGUCUCAGUUAUCCUUCUGCAUGGACAACAUCAUUCCCCAUUUCUUCUGUGAACUUCUUCCCAUCUUGAAGCUCUCUUGUUCCAACAUUUUUGCCAACCAGUGUGUGCUGCUCUACUGGGGAGGAGCAUUAACUGUCUUAAUUCCUUUGUUAAUCAUUGCUUCAUAUGUCCGCAUUGUGGCCACCAUUGUGAGAGUCCCAUCAGCAAGAGGAAAGUGGAAGACCUUCUCCACCUGUGGGUCCCAUCUCUCAGCAGUCUGCCUGUUCUAUGUGUCUGCAAUUGGGGUAUAUUUCAUUCCAUCUGAUGCUGAUUCAGCUAGCAAGGACAGGAUUGCAGCAGUGAUGUAUGCUGUGGUGACCCCAAUGCUGAACCCAUUCAUCUAUAGCCUGAGAAACAAAGACAUGACAAGUGCCCUGAGAAGAUUCCUGAACAGGAGUUUGCUGCAACCUCCACAAAGCUAA
Messenger RNA from Rattus norvegicus (Norway rat), 948 nucleotides. RefSeq names its product olfactory receptor family 1 subfamily AK member 2 (gene Or1ak2). The record is from RefSeq and is marked reviewed. Bases 1 to 948 code for a protein of 315 amino acids. The transcript has a single exon. NCBI's taxonomy places the organism in Eukaryota, Metazoa, Chordata, Mammalia, Rodentia, Muridae. Gene Ontology annotation, cellular component: plasma membrane; membrane. Gene Ontology annotation, biological process: detection of chemical stimulus involved in sensory perception of smell; signal transduction; G protein-coupled receptor signaling pathway. Gene Ontology annotation, molecular function: G protein-coupled receptor activity; olfactory receptor activity.